AUGAAGCGUUCGACGCGUCGCGAGCUUAGAAAGCUGAUAGAGAUAGAUUUGGAGGAAAAAGAUCAAGUUUCGACAGCGAUUAAAAGUGAAAACACGGUGUUAAAAAUGGAUACCGCCAAAGCGUCGACCACACCAACGAGUCUCCACGAUGAUCUCGUGAACAUGAUGAAGACGCAAGGCAUUGUUUGUACGCCAAAUAAACCAGAAUUUGAAAACAAAUUGUUGUCGGCAGCCAUGACACCUUUUAGUCCCUCAUUCAGCAGCCCAUCACCCGGGAAAAAAAGGAAGUAUCUUAAGAUCAAUAAAGGUUUGCGCCAUUUUAGCAUGAAAGUAUGUCAAAAAGUGGAAGAGAAGCAUGUUACAUCAUACAACGAGGUUGCUGACGAGCUGGUUCGCGAGUUUAUCACCAUGCGACCAAAUGAUGCGGUAUACGAUGAAAAAAACAUUCGUCGACGUGUUUACGAUGCGCUUAACGUACUAAUGGCCAUGGACAUUAUUUCAAAAGAGCGAAAAGAAAUUCGAUGGAAAGGGUUGCCAUCGAAUCUGCAACACGACACAGAAAUGCUUCUGAUAGAAAGAAAGGAGCGCAUGCGGAGUGUGGAGCAAAAGAAGCAGCAUUUGCAAGACCUGCUGGUACAGCAAGUUGCAAUGAAAAAUCUUAUAAAACGAAACGCCGAACGCAAGCGAAAAGAAAUUGAUGACUUUGCAUCAGCUACAAUCGUUCGCGAUGAAGGCCGAGUGUUCUUGCCAUUUAUUGCAGUAAACACUAGCAAAGACACUGUGAUUCAGUGUGAGAUGUCAGAAGAUCGGCAAGACAUUUUUUUUAACUUUAGUGCGCCUUUUGAAAUCCACGACGACGCAGACAUCUUACAGAAGCUUAACUUACACAAAGCAGCGUAUGCUGAUUUAAAGCAAAUGGUGCCCGAAAAAUUGCUAUCUUAUCUCCCAGCCGAGUGUGAAAUGAAGAGUGAGGAGUAA
Messenger RNA from Plasmopara halstedii, 978 nucleotides. RefSeq names its product transcription factor dp-1. Gene Ontology annotation, biological process: regulation of transcription by RNA polymerase II; regulation of cell cycle. Bases 1 to 978 code for a protein of 325 amino acids. Lineage: Eukaryota; Oomycota; Peronosporomycetes; Peronosporales; Peronosporaceae. Gene Ontology annotation, cellular component: nucleus; transcription regulator complex. The transcript has 6 exons. Gene Ontology annotation, molecular function: DNA-binding transcription factor activity, RNA polymerase II-specific; RNA polymerase II transcription regulatory region sequence-specific DNA binding. The record is from RefSeq and is a predicted model, not a curated record.